Histoplasma mississippiense is the source of this 2424-nucleotide messenger RNA. RefSeq lists its product as hypothetical. The transcript has 7 exons. The record is from RefSeq and is a predicted model, not a curated record. Gene Ontology annotation, biological process: positive regulation of proteasomal ubiquitin-dependent protein catabolic process; protein polyubiquitination; ubiquitin-dependent protein catabolic process. Gene Ontology annotation, molecular function: zinc ion binding; ubiquitin protein ligase activity; ubiquitin conjugating enzyme binding. Gene Ontology annotation, cellular component: cytoplasm; ubiquitin ligase complex. NCBI's taxonomy places the organism in Eukaryota, Fungi, Ascomycota, Eurotiomycetes, Onygenales, Ajellomycetaceae. The coding region runs from base 1 to 2424 and encodes 807 amino acids.
AUGGCAACAUUCUCACCGAAGGACCUCUUUGGGGGUGCAAUCGUUGUGGAUUUGCCUGUCAGGUUUUUAAAUGUAAGCGACAUGCGUGAAGUUCCCGAUAACCAGGAAGCUUUCGUAUCCGACUCCACACGAACGAGCAUCCUCAUCGAGAUAAACGAGAGGCUGAACCUCUCCCAGCUCCAACAAGGAGAUCCUCAACAAGCUGCCGCGACCAGCAGCACCACCCGCGCCGGCCCCGCAACAACUCCAUUCAGCUUCUCCCUGCCAAACACGACCAAGGACGACGCCGUAGCACAGGAUCUACAUGCUGCAGCUUUCCAUCUCCACGAGAUCUGCGAAAUCAGCGGAGACAGCUAUAAAAUCAUCGACAACCCCCAACUCAUCCAGCUACCAAAGCUACCACAAGUGCCGGCCUAUCUAGCAAAGGCAUUAAUUACGUCGAGUACUAGGGAUGUACAUGCGGCCGUGGCGACGUCCACUUGCCGUUUACUCCUAAUCCGUUUAAUGGAGAAGAGUACGGAUAUCAUAGCGUAUAUCGUAGUGCCACAUUCCGAGUUUGAUGAUGCAGGGGACCCACGCGCGGCGGCGCGCGAGGAGACAUUUGCGGAAGAGGCUUGGGCGGUGUUUGUCAUCCAUCCAGGCGGCAAGAUUCCCUCGAUAAGCCCAACCAAGCUCCUGUCAAGCAACAGCGACACCAAAACAAAGGCAGGGGUCGAAUACACAAUCAGGGACUCGAGAUCAACAGGCACGGGACUUGAUAGGGUUCCUGUUCAGAAGAGGGUCCGGCAGGCCCUCGAGGAUUCGGGUGGCCCGUCUCCUGCCACUCAGCAGAAGGUCGUUGAACUUGCAACGCCAGCUACAACAGCAACGACUGUCAGUAUGGACUCCGAAGAUGACUUCAUAAGUGACGGCUCGAGUCAAGGCGAUAUACUUGAUAUGCAGGGGAGUGAUGACGAGAGCCUUGGGGACGAUUUUGGUGAUGACGAUGGCCUUGGCGGCUCUUUUUACGAUAAGGAAAUUGUCAAACAAACCCGAAAACCCUUUGAGGUUGAGUUUAAGGUCUUGAGUCCAGAUGAUAUCAAACGGGAACAAAACGCUCAAAUAAACGAGGUUUCUUCAAUACUUGGCCUACCUCCAGAAUCAGCAGCUAUCCUGCUGCGAUUUGGCCGUUGGAACAGGGAGAAGUUAAUCGAGUCAUACAUGGAGGAUCACGAUAGAAUACAGGAAGAAGCCGGUAUUGGCUCGGCCUUUUCAGGUACUCCAGAGACAGAGGUCACCCAUGGAUUUAUGUGCGAUAUUUGUUGUGAGGACGGGCCAGACAUGGAGACGUAUUCCAUGCGUUGUGGUCAUCGGUUUUGUGUUGAAUGUUAUCGCCAUUACCUUGGCCAGAAAAUUGGAGAGGAAGGAGAGGCUGCGAGAAUACAGUGCCCCCAGAGCAACUGCCAUCGCAUUGUCGACUCGAAAACGUUAGACUUGCUGGUGACAGACGAUCUACGGGACAGAUAUCAUCUUCUUCUAAUGCGGACCUAUGUGGACGACAAAGAAAACCUGAAAUGGUGUCCUGCCCCAAACUGCGAAUUUGCAAUAGACUGUCCGGUGAAGAGACGCGAGCUUAAUCGCAUCGUCCCAACCGUUCAAUGUAGUUGCAACCAUAGUUUUUGCUUCGGCUGCACCCUUAAUGACCACCAACCUCCACCCUGUUCACUUGUCAAAAAAUGGCUAAAAAAAUGUAAAGAUGACUCUGAGACGGCGAACUGGAUAUCUGCCAACACCAAGGAAUGUCCAAAAUGUGCAUCCACAAUCGAGAAAAAUGGUGGCUGUAAUCAUAUGACCUGUCGAAAAUGCAAGCAUGAGUUCUGCUGGAUGUGUAUGGGACCUUGGUCUGAACAUGGGACUAGUUGGUACAACUGCAACCGCUUCGAGGAAAAGUCAGGAGCGUCAGCUCGCGAUGCACAGGCGCGUUCAAGACAGUCACUUGAACGCUACCUCCACUACUACAACCGAUACGCAAACCACGAGCAAUCUGCGAAACUGGACAAAGACCUUUACCUCAAAACCGAGAAGAAGAUGACUAGCUUGCAGUCACAAUCAGGGAUGUCAUGGAUUGAGGUUCAAUUCCUCGAUACCGCGUCGCAGGCCCUUCAGCAAUGUCGACAAACCUUGAAAUGGACGUAUGCCUUUGCUUUCUACCUUGCACGCAAUAAUCUGACGGAGAUCUUCGAGGAUAAUCAGAAAGAUCUGGAAAUGGCGGUUGAAAGUCUUAGCGAGAUGUUCGAGAGACCCAUCGAUCAGCUGUCCGCGCUGAAAGUCGAUAUCCUGGACAAAACUGCUUAUUGCAACAAGAGGCGCAUGAUUCUGUUGAGUGAUACUGCAGAGAACCUGAAGAACCAGGAAUGGACCUUCACCGUUGAUUUGAACGAUUAA